GUAUUAGUAGAAUCUUACUUCAUAAAGGGCGUAUAUUGCGUGUUUCGCUAUAGAUAAUCGCACAAAAAUGUUCAAAAUCGCUCAUCGUCACCAGUUCAUCAUAAGGUACGCCGGGGCAAGACGAAAAAGCGGGUUAACAUGAUGUAAUCUAAUAACGGUAAACAGCUUGAAUGCCAUAACAUUAGUUUUUGAUUCAAACAAUGUAGAAUUGUAUUGAAAACUAUUCCAAAACUUCAUGUUUCAUUUAGCCCCGGUGUACCUUAUCAUGUUGUUAGCGAUCUUAUGUUGCAAAUAGUCUCGUGAAAAGGGCUGUGGAAAUUAAAAAAAAAGCAUGAAGAAGGUAAUUUUUUUCUUAUUACGAAACGCAACGGUUUAGUCAAAUAAAUUGGUUUAUAUGUAUAUUUCAUUUGUAUUUACAUAACACAGGUUUUUCAAAACCAUCUUAACAUUGAUUCGAAAAAUUGAAAGCGCGGGUGUAAACUAUCAAAAACCAUCGUCUGAUUUUGUUAUCAGAAAAAUAUACCAGCAAUGUUGCUUUUUCUAAAAAUGCUCAUUUUCCUGAAGAUCUUAUUGUUUGUUGGUAAAAAUAUGUCGUUCUUUACUGUGAUUUCAGAGGUGGAAGAUGAUCAAUCCGAAGCACGCGUUGUACACCUUCGUCUCGUGAUUUUUCACUGGUUGACGUUUGGCUUUUUUGCAAAAUGCAUGCUGUACUGUAAACACUACUAGAAAAUUUGCUUUGGCCAUUAUUCACAAAUAGUUUCUAGUACUUGGUUUAUGUCGAAUGAGUUUAUGUUAAAGGAAAUAGCAUUAUGCUUACUACAAAACAAAAAUUAAAUAUACAUCUGUAUAAUGCUGCGAUUUUAGUCUGUGUAUAUGACUUCAUACAGCGCAUUUAGUUCACCACUGCGCACUUUGUUUGCAUUAGUGCGAUAACCUGAUUAAAGUACGCGAUUGCAACAAAUCACGUUGGUGUAUUCAGCGCAUUCAGCGCAUUUCUUCAAACUACGUUGAAUAAGUGCUCUGAAGGUAUCGAGUUGAUUUGGUGCAAUCGCGCACUUUUAUUUGCGUUUUCGCACUUGUGAAAACAUCUGUGAUAGUCCUGUUGUGAACUAAAUGCGAUAUAUUUAUGUUGAUAAGGCUGGAACAAAUCUUAUUUCUUCUUUUGUCACAAUACUCGUUGACUCGCUAAGGGGGAGGACACUAAAUAAUAAAUGUAUUCGACGAAGAAAUACCCAAACAAUUCGGCAAAAUCUAUAAACUCAUCGGAUUUGUUAAGAAAUUUUCUGUGCAACUCUAAUUUCACCUUAAAAUUUAAAAAUUUCUUGAAUAAUUUAUUGGUGUCCCCCCUCAAAAUGUUUAAUUUCGACCAAAAUUUUCCGAGGGGGCGGUGACAUAAGAGAAAAUCAAAAUUUGUGUCAGCCUAAUUGGACCGUCGAUCUCGUUUAGAUAGGAAAUGAUGACAGUUUGAUUUGAUAUUAUGCAUUGCAAGAAAAUAUAUCGCGCAAAGUUGUACAAAAAUGCUAAUAGAUAUGUGCGGUUUAAUAGGGUCCUAAAAUUAAAGACGAAAUCUCUCUUAUAUUGAAUAAUACGAUCAAGCAUGGUAUUCUAAUCGGAAUUGUACUUUACUCGAACUUGAAAAACAAAGGAAUAAUGAGAAAAUUCGAAAUAAGUAAAAUGGUAAAUAGUUCUACUUUGACAUUUGAGGUCAACCUUGUGUGACUGAGCUCGACAUUUUUCGCACUGGGAUUUCAAAAAUGUUCCUAUCUGACAUACACGGAGAAAAAAAAUCACUCAAAGUAUGUGUUAUAAGCUAUAUAAGGGACGAGACAAAAGGCUAAAAGAAUAAAAAUUAUAUAUUUUCAACUACAGUUAAUAAAAACGUCAAAAAUUGAGUAAAUAUGUACUCUUGAACCAUAUUGUCAGAUUUCUUGAAACGUAAACACCGCGCGGUCGUUGAAAUGUUUCAAAAAGGGGCUUUGCACAAAAGUUCACGCGGUCUAUCGUUUUCGAAAGGAACAGCCGCACCGUAGGAAACGCCGCAAUGUUAUUUCCUGUAAGGAUGAAGUAAACAGGGAGUAAAAACCGCGGCUGUACCUUUCGGAAGCGAUAGGCCGCGUGCACUUUUGUGCAAAUCCCUCAAUAUAUUGUGGUUUAAAACAAGAAUCCCGAUAGGACUUUAGGAGCCUAUUGUUUCGGUGUCUUCUGCGCGGUGAAUUCCGCACAUAUUUAUUGCACGUUUCGCCGUAGAUUAUCGCGCAAAAAUGUUCAAAAUCGCUCAAAGAUUGUCGACAGUUGGUGUCUUCUACAUUAAGUGCGGAAAUCAGAUUGACCGCACAGAAGACAACAAAACAAUUAAAUGCAACCGCGCAUAUCUAAAUAUAUUAACCCUUCAACGCCAUGGUGUCUAGAAAUCCUCUACAUAGAGAUGAGCGGAAGUUACAUAUGUCGAUUCGGCAACGCUGUUCGUUUUGUUUACAUCGACAGCCAACAGUUGCUUCAAUGUUAGAUGUUCAAACUUUGUGCGUGACUUUGUUGUGGUUCAAGUUGUUUUGUUUACAUUUUCUAAUUAUGGUAGAAUAUUUUUUUUUCGAAAUUUUGAAAAAAAUAGCGAAGCAAUCGAAGAAAUCUGAAGUUUAUUGCAAAGUGUUACGCUAAUCAUAUCGGCAGAAGUGAAGCAAGAAGCAGCAAUGAUUUUUUUUUCGAGAAGUGCAGCAACAAAAGUUUCGUAAUAAGCAUGAGCUUUUGAAAGCAGAAUUAAUUAAAUUUUAUCUUUUUAUUAAACUUACAUAUACCGCCAAUUUCUCGAUAUUAGAAAUAAAUAAUUAUAAUUUAUUUAGUGAGGACUGCAAUACCGUUCAAACGACGCCUUUCUACGAACGAUCAGCAUGUUCAUUUGGCUCACACUUUGACAGUUCUCUCUGCACGAUUGGCUUACAAUGGCCGCCUCCGCAGAUCUCUGUAAUGCACAGUGUUCGAAAUCGAUGAUUUUACGAUCAAAAUUAAAUAACUUUUUUUAGGUUGGUUCUAGAGGUUUGGCGUGUUCUACAAAGUUUUUCUGCAUGUUAAAAGGCGUCUUUUGAUUAAACGUAAUAAAUGAUUAAUCUCCCUAGAAGUGAGAUAAAAAAUUUAUUUUUUCGAAAUAUAUUUUUAGAGGUUUGACGUCUUUGGCAAAGUUGUAGCCCAUAAUAAGAGAACAAAAAUCGUAGAACACGUCAAAGCUCCACCUCUUACGGUUUUCGAGAUAUGGGGCGUUUUGUGCGAAGUACCCCUAAAUCUAGUUUUUUCAGUGUAGCUUCAACAGAUAAAAUUCUACAGUUUUGUGACCUUCUACAAACUUGUUCAGGACGUCAAAAUACACAUUUAUUCCGAAGAUGAAAAGUCAUUAUAUCUUAAAACAAAAAAGUUAUAGGCAAAUUUAUGAUAUUUUAAGGUGUACUUUCACCUUAAGUAAUUAUUUCCGGCGCAAAAUGGCGCAGAUGGCUCAGUCGGUAGUUGAAAGAUUAGACUUUUUACUACCACUUGGGGGUGGAAACCCUCGUGGGCAAUAGUGGGAAAGGUGGUUUAAAUACAUAAUAGAAACUAGUUAUUUUUCCUGUAAUACAAGAAAAAUUAAUAGAAAUUAAUAAUUUAGGAUCCCGCAGUAAUUUUUACUGCAUUGCGUAAUUUCCAGCAAUAUUUUACAACAUUUUUGUGCAUGAUUAAUUUAUUUAUUUACUUAAAUUAGCGACACUUUACACCAAAGGUGCAUUCGUGUGGUUUUUGAGCAUUGUUUUUACCAAACAGAAUAUUUUAUUCAUGCUUUUGAAUUCAUAUUGUUUACACUCAGAUGAUCAGACAAUUUCUGAUAAAGUUGCUUUAAAAUUACCUAUUUGAAGUUUUUGUUUUGGGGCAAUAUUCAAGUUAUGCAGCGCUAGAAAUAGGAAGAAGGAAAUAUUAAACAGUUCAAGAUGUGCAUCAAAACACUGAGUAGUUUUUUUUUUCAUGUAUUUAUAUUUAUAUUUGUUGUUUGACUUUUCAACUACGGAAUCAGUAUCCGAAAAUAUCAGGAGAAGUUUUGAUUCGUCCGAUAGCAGAUUAACAGCUUUUUCGGUAAUCCACGAGUUUGACUUACACCUGGGAAGCAAUUGAAAUAUAUCAGAUAUAAAUCAAUAAAAUACAGGGUGUGCCGAGAAAUAAUGCGAUGGUUUAUUAUUUCGAACAUUAUUUUUAAUCUCUUGACGUAAACCAAUUACAUGUUUUGACGUCCCAUCGUCUGCAUCAUGAGUUAAUUGAAGUAUUUUUCAUAUUUUUAACAGUACUUUUCACAAAAAUCGAGUUGAAAAUAUUUUUUUUUAUCAAAUUGACCAUUUUAUAUAAAAGAUCUACUUUAUUUUCACCAGGAAUUCGUCAAAAUAUGUAUUGAAGAAUGUAAAAUUACAACUACCUUAAUAAGAACUGCGAAGGUAUUUUUCAAAACGGGUAGGUAGUCAUUCGUUUGGGCAUAGAUAUGUUGUCAUAAGUUUGAAAAAAAUCAAUACUUUUAUUUAGAACUAGCUUUAGUUAUAACUCUCGGGAACAAUAUUUUGUCCUGAUGUUUUAAUUUUUAAUGAUAAACACUCACUGGUUUUUGCAAAAACGUUGUAAAAUAUUGGCGGAAGAAACACAGUGCAGUAAAAAUUACUGUGGGCUUCUUAAUUAUUUUUUCAAAAUUUAUUUUUCUUGUAUUACAGGCAAAGUAAUUAGUUUUUGUCAUGUAUUUAAACCACCUUUCCCACUAUUGCCCACGAGGAUUUUUACCUCCAAGUGAUAGUAAAAAGUCCAAUCUUUCAUCUACCGACUGAGCCAUCUGCGCCAUUUUGCGCCGGAAAUAGUUACUUAAGGUGAAAGUACACCUUAAAAUAUGUUAAAUUUGCCUAUAACUUUUUUGUUUUAAGAUAUAAUGACUUUUCAUCUUCGGAAUAAAUGUGUAUUUUGACGUCCUGAACAAGUUUGUAGAAGAUCACACAACUGUAGGAUUUUAUAUGUUGAAGCUACACUGAAAAAACUAGUUUUAGGGGUACUUCGCACAAAACGCUCCAUAUCUCGAAAACCGUAAGAGGUGGAGCUUUGACAUGUUCUACGAUUUUUGUUCUCUUAUUAUAGGCUACAACUUUGCCGAAGACGUCAAACCUCUAAAAAAAUAUUUCGAAAAAAUAUUUUUUUAUCUCACUUCUAGGGGGAUUAAUCAUUUAUUACGUUUUAUCAAAAGACGCCUUUUAACAUGCAGAAAAACUUUGUAGAACACGCCAAACCUCUAGAACCAACUUAAAAAAAGUUAUUUAAUUUUGAUCGUAAAAUCAUCGAUUUCGAACACUGUGUAAUGUAGGAUUACUAAUGGUGUCUGUAGAGCACCAUCACUUUUUGGCGAAUCCGACCUAAACCAGUUCACUUCAAUAUGUUAUAAAAGCGUUUCAGAAGAAGUUAUAAGCUUAUUAGAGUAUUUGUACACUCUAAUUAUUGGUUCAAUAGUGAAACUUUAAGUGAUCCCUAAUGACUUUUGUUCGAGCACUUUUUGUUCAUAGCAUUUUUUAGCAUACAAAAGUUUAAAAUAAGUCGUGGGCGGGAAGGGGUUAACGUAUUUGUACUACUUUGCACGAUAUUUUUUCUUGCAAUGCAUAAUAUUAUGUCUCUCAAGAAAAAUCAGAAUAUGGCGAUUAUCUGCCUCUGGCUUCUGAUAUUAGCGCGACAGUCACUAAUCAUAAAAGGGUCACCAGAUUUAAAAGUAUAUAAUUCCACUAUAUGGGGUUUGACAGCAAGAACACUCAUUCCACUGAGCUACUCUUGCCGUUCGUCACAAAUACAUUCAAAAACAUCUGUCACUUCGCGAAACCCACGUGCUUUUGUUUUUGGCGGGAACACUUUUUCUUUUGUUUUGCCUUGCGACUGUCAUGCGGCGGUAUGCCUUGCGAGCGUACGACCGCCGCAGGACUCUAACAAAAGAUAAGCGCGACAAUAUAUUGGAUCUACAGUUUUUUUACUUCACACUUCUUUUCAGGUCAUAAUACCAAGUGGCGUUAUGCUAAAUUAUAUUAUGCCAAACGAUAUUUUGCCAAAUGUGGUGAAAUAAUAAAUAGACGAGAACGUUGCUUUCAUCGGUUCUCGUUGUUUUUCUAAGAUGUCAGUUACCUGAAUGCAGCUUUAUAAAAAACUGCUGACAGAAUAAUGAUAAUAUUAUUCCUUAUUUUCUUUGCUACUUGUUUUUUUUUCGUUCCUAAUGGUUUCAUAAUUUGUGUAUCACCCCCUGCAUGGUGCGGGAUGUAGUAGCCACCGUCGUCAUCACUCACAGAUUGAACCUCCUUCAUGUGACCCAAUGCUAAGUACUCGGCCAGAUACGCAGAAUAUUCGACACGAUUCGUACACUCAGAAAAAUUGCCUCAUACUGAAUGGCAAAUAUCCAUGUGCCAAACCACAUCCAAAGUAUAUGCAACCAAUACCCGAUUACGCAGGCAAAUUAGCACAUGAAUAGUAUGUGCUCUAAAUUGUAUGAGUCGCUUCUGUAUGGUGCCUCAUCAAAAGUACUUCAUACAUGUUUCGCCUUCAGACAAUGAAUUAAAUGCUUUGGUUGUUUUCCUACUCUCCGCAUCGGCCAAUGUGGCGCUAGCUUCUAUGCGCGAAAAAUCGCUAAAAGUAAAUCUCAAAAAUAUUUUAUGGCGAAUAGCAUCUAAAGACGUAUUUCUCGAAGUGGAACACAUUAUUAGAAAAAAAUAUUUGGUAGCGGUUGUGAACAAUGAUGACCGGUUUGGUGCCUACCAAAUAUUUUUUCGGUAAUAGCUUUUCAUUUCGAAAAAUUCGAGUUUAGAUGCUUUUCGCCAUACAAAAUAAAAUUCCUGCCGGUAAUCCAUUAAAGCACAAGUUUGCUUUGGUGGCAACGGACUUGCGCUCCGUGAUGGUCAUGUUUUUGAACGUUGAGCACCGGAAGAUAGGGUGAUUCUCCUUGCAGCAAGCUCACACUUCCGUCGAGGUUCGCACGAACGACUUGAGUUGGGGUUGCGACUUCUGUCCAACCACUUGGCGUUGCUUGUUGGAGGCCGCAGUUGAUUGCUGCGCCGGCUGCUGGAACCGACUUGUGCGCUGCAAAACACGACCACGCUCCCGAAGAAACUCCAUAAACUCGACGUAGUCUGGCAACUCACCGCUACCGAGCUUCAAUUCCCAUUGUUCCUGGGUCUCCCUGUCUAGUUUCUUGUAGAUCACAUUGACGAACACAAGCUCUGCCAGGUCUUCAACUGGAUACCCGUGACCAGUCAAUGCUUCACUGUGCUUGGCACAAAUCUCGGCUAACUUGGUGAUGGAUUUACGAGUCUCCUUCGUGAUUUUCGGGCAAUCCAGGAUGGCAUCGAUGUGGGUAUCGAGUAUCGUUUGUCUUCGUAUUUCGUUAUUUACAAUGUCCUGAUCGAUCUUAUCUUUAGCGUCACCGGUAAGCGCGUUCCGCAGAUGCAGGAUCUUCAUGGCUGGUGUCUCCUGGGUGUACCACGACAUGAUGCUCUGGAACAGAUUCGUAAAACUGUACCAGUUCUCUGGAUCGCCGUUGAACGUGGGAAAUGGAGCCUGCAGGUGUGGGACUGAUGCAGGGGCUUGUACGUACACCGGCGGUUGACCGGUAGUGGCAGCUGCAGACACGGUUGGCAGUUCCACUAGCUUGGUUACACCGCUCACGCUGCGGCGACGGCUGAACCGAUUCAGCCGGUUCGCUCGCAGGAUGAUAACCACUUGUACGCUUGCUUCUGGUGCCACCGGCUCACACACUAAUCCAGUACGAAUGCACUGCCACUUGCGCGCGUUGUUGCCACGGACACGCAAAAUUGGCUGACACUGCUUCUGUGCUACGAUCACACACACACACACACACACACACACACACACACACACACACACACACACACACACACACACACACACACACACACACACACACACACACACACACACACACACACACACACACACACACACACACACACACGCACACGCACACACACACACACACACACACACACACACACACACACACACACACACACACACACACACACACACACACACACACACACACACACACACUUCAGGCGGAGUUUUUUCAAGAUGGUUAAUUGCUUCCCUGCCACGGGCACACACUUGGUGGCGCAACACCGACCGAAUAUUCUUUACCAGCUGAGGCAAUUUCUUCAACUGGUCGUUUCACAGUAUGGCGGCUAUUUCAAACCGCCGCAAAGUGUUCACUUUUUCCGGAACUAGCACCGAGCUAAUCGCGUUCCGACAAAAACCGGGAACCACUACAACUCCGAAGAUCCGGCUCGAAGGACCAAAAAAUGUUCCUUGAUAGCUCAAACACAAAAACUGUUUCGGCAGAAAAUGGAUAAUUCUGUGCGGGAUAAUCAAACACGUGUUGGCAGAAACCAGGAUACAGCAGCGGAAUGCCCAAAGGUGUUUCGGAAUAUCGUGGAGAAAUAACACACGCGACUACUCAGUAAAAAGAACUUAGGUUUAAUAGCGAAAGAAAGGUGCAGCUCCGACUGGUGGCGAGCGAUCGAAUGUUGCGUUGUAAUAAAAGUGUUCUACGUGUUUGCGCUCGCACACCAGGAUCAAAGUAGUUAUCAUUUAGGUAUUGUAUUGUAGAGUUGUUGGCACAAGGCAGGAAGAGGUGAACAUUGUACCUUCCCACACUCCCCCUCAAUGCAACAGCUCUUCCUCAUAGCAAUCCAGUGACACACCUUGUAGAUCCCUUGUAGCGAAGACGGCUAAUAACAAGACAGACAGGAACAUUAAAACAUGAUUGUGUGCGUGUGCAUGCUAAUACGUACAUGGAAAUUGUAGCAUCACACGCACACUCAUUCAUGAUGUUGUUCUCUGAAGUCGUUCGCAGCGCUAGUGUGCUUGUAGCUCCCAAAGUAUAUGGAGCAAGAAGGUAGAUGUCUGUCUUGUUAUUAGUCGUCUUCGCUUGUAGCCACUCGUUCGCUGAGACUCUGUUUCGAUAUUUUUCCUUCCGCAAGGACGACUGUUGCAACCGCAACUUGACACAACCUCCUCAACUUUGUAAUGAUUUACGAACUUUUGCCUUGGUCGUGGGACCGAUGUCAAACCGCUAUUCACUAAAUGCUUGGCAGCGGCCUUGGAUCGAGAAACAGGUCGUUCCUGCCGGUGGCUCCGAUCAUCCGUUGCGGCCAACGACACUUGCGCUAUGUUAAGAUAGUACAGCUUGGGGAACGUUCAAAAAUUACGUCCAACAUUUGGGGGGGGGAGGGGGGGGGGGGGUUACACUAAAUGAGAUUAUGCCGAUAAAAAUGCAACAAUUUUUCCGUAUCCAUCCAAAUUGAGCAAUAAACGAACACAUUGUAAAAUCCUGAUUGUACCUGCCUCUGACCGUCGCCGCUGUGGGACCUAUCUAUAGAAGGAAAGAGAUGACCCUUGACUCACAAAUUCGCACACACGGUACGAUCUCCAGCAGAUCAUGAACAAUAGCAUGAUCAAAUGUGCCACAAAUUCGCUAGCGUGCGGGUCGAUCUGUGCUCACAGUGAGGUGUUAAAAAACGACAAAGUGCAUGCCGAAAAAUCGAAGUCCAAGCCAGUGAAUUUCGCGUUGAAAUCGGUCAUUGCAUGAAAAGGCACUCUAUUCUGGCCAACCAGUCGUGGGCCACGUGGAUUAAAAAUCCAAGCAAGGCUUACUGCCUCCAAAGCUCUCAUUGCAUGUGCAAGCCGCUGACUACAGUCAAUAUACUCGCCAUUAGAGCCCGAUCCAAGGUGGUAAGAACACGCCCAAGGCUCGGAUAGCUCUCCGAUAGCUGCAUGCAAUCCCAGCUUGUUUGACGCCUAAGAAUCUACGGGAAGGCCUUCUACUUCAGCUACAUUCCGAGUGCGAGGAAGCAAUGCAGUAGCCGCAUGCACUUUCCCAUGCUACGCAGAACGGGGGAACAAGUGUGAUCUGCAACAAGUGUGUGCAAGGCGUGACAACUCCACAGCGUGCGACAUUACAACGUGCAACAACACUCAAUCGUGCGACAUCGUCGGUGCAUUCGUGAGACACUGCUGUGACAACGUCCGUCCGGCGGUAGCGCAGAUGGUUCGAGGCAUUGGCGCUACAUUCAGUGGUGCAUCAACGCAACAUUUGCGUAUUACCAGUUCUCCUACGAGUGCAUGGUGCGACAUCAACGAACGUUAGUUUCUGCAGCGGUUAUACGGGGCCCCCAACGAUGAAGAAUCUAUUGUAAUAGAUAUGCAGGUACACUAGGAAUAAGAUCAAAUCCAGCAUUAUAUAUGUAUAUGCAGCAUACACUACCUUCUUGAGUAUUUUGUUUGAGUAUCGUUUGAGUCUAGUUUGAGUAUCAAACCCUCCCGACCACUAUUCCGGAGGGCACUCGGUGCUAUUGUCUAUAGCUAGCCGGGGCAACCAAGAAGCGGUCGCAAUAAGCCGCGGGUGCACUUUUAUAGUUGUACCAUUCUAAGCACUUUAGUAGAUAUAAGCGUUAGUUGUCACAUUGGCGCCCAGACUAAAAAACCCACUUUGCGUUUCGUUACAACUCGCGUAACGGUUCUGUCAAGUGAGUGAUCAGUGAGUGAAGAAGUGCAAUAUCGGUAAUUAGUGAAAGUGAAAUUCAGAAAUGGAUCUGAACCAGCUGACCCCGGAGGAGAUUGAUUUCGAGCUCCUGUUACGAAACACGACGGGAAUUCGAGGAAAGAACUUGGAAUGGAAGAUUUCGCGGCUGCAACAGCUGCUGGACAGUGAGCAGGAUGGAUCACCGGCACCAAGGUAUUCAUCGCAUGUGGUUUCGGACAUGGACAGCAUUUACCACUGCCAAACAACAAUUUCGCCGAUUUUCCACGCUCUCAAUGCAGCUUUUAAGCAGCAAAAUGAAGCACAGGUGACUUCGUUGCGAUCGAGACUACUGCACUACAAAUUCAGGCUCUCGCUUAUAACCGAAGCCACGAUUUUGGACGAAGCCAAAAAAUCGUUGACAAAGAUUUGCAACGCUCUGCACCAAAUUGACGAGUUCCUGAACGACAAAAACAUAGAACACCAGAGCGACACAAAGGAUCCGGAAGAUCUUCCAAGCGACCCGGAGACACUGAAGCGGCUAAAGAUCGCACAGCUGCAAUCGAGCAUCGACGAGGCAGAUAAGCAGCAAAAGGUGUUACAACAAGAGCUUCAACGAACGAUACAGGAUGGGCAGAUUCCUCAGCGAUCACCAGAUCAGGACAACGUGUUUUCGACGCUGCAGCAACAACAACAAUCUCACAUGCAACAACAGAACCCGAAUCCAACAAAAUCACAGCAGCAACACGGUUUGACUCAGCAAUAUUCGCAAGAGAUUCUCGAUCCGCUUCAGCAUCCAACACUCUCAGGACAACAUCAACAGCAGCAAACAGAACAAUCACAACAGCGAGGUUUCCAACCAGAGCAGCGCCUACAUUUGUUGCUGAAUCAAAUGCAGUUGCAGCAACAACAACUAGAACAACAGCUGCGGCAGGAGCAGCAGAGGCGGCAGCAGCUGGAAUGGCAGUUACAACACCAACAGCACCAACAAAGCGUGGCAGCAGUGCAACAGCAGGCGAACUAUGCGCCAAACUAUACCUAUGGAUCCAUUUCGGGAUACUGGGGUCCUCAAAACCAGAGAGAGUCUGGAAUAGCCCAGGAACCACAACGAACCGGCCUUACUCCACCGGUAGGAGUUCCGUCCAGACCCAACACACCCAGAUCAUCCAAUCAACCGGCCAAUUCUAAUCGAUUCUUACAACCAGUGCACAAAUGGCCUUUUGAAUACGCCGGCGAGAACAACAUAGUAAAGCUGGGAGAGUUCUUAAAUCAGGUAAACACUUACGCGGUCACAGAGGGCAUGGACGAUCAAGCCCUGCUUCGUUCCAUCAAGCAUUUACUGAAGGGUCGGGCUCUUCAGUGGUACACGCGGUCAUACCUCGACCUUACGACAUGGGAGAUCUUUAAGGCUGAAAUCAAACAAGAGUUUCUGCCUCCCAACUACUCCGAGAUUGUAAAACAGGAUCUGUACUUGCGUUUCCAAGGUCCAAACGAACCCUUUACGAACUUCUACAGAGAUCUAGUAGCGGCCUUCGAGAUCAUAGAUCCUCCAAUAACUGAAUCCGAGAAAUUGUUUAUCUUGAAAUCCCACCUGAACUCAGACUUCUCACCAAUCGCUUCAGCAUCCCGCUCUGGCAGCGUGCGAGAAUUAGUAUCAGUUUGCAAGGAUUUUGAAGUCUCACGCUCCUAUGCCAUACGGGGACGUGCUUCUACAGCAGCGCGAACACCAGGCUCUCGACCGGAAGUCUCAGCGUUUCAGCGACCAGCACCUAAUCGAAUCGAUCGCAAUCCAGUCAACAACGUGAAUCGCUUCCCCAUGAACAGACAACCGUUUGGGAUAGCGCAAGUCAACAUGAUGGAGCUGAACCAAGACAACGAGGAAGAUCUGGAUUUGGGAAACAUCAGAGAGCGAGAGGCAUUCCAACAGGACAUUGCUCUUCGAAAUGAAUUGGCAAUGAAUGUGGUUGAAGAAGUGAACGCAAUGCGAACACAAAACGACUGGAGAGCAAGGCCAGCGGACAACAUUUUGGAGGUUCCAGUAAGAGAAAGCAGCAACAGAGACUUGGCGACGGCGGUCGUAUGCUGGCAAUGUGAUAGUCCCGGUCACACCUACCUAAGAUGCCCAAAUCCAAAGCGUUUCCUAUUCUGUUAUAGCUGUGGAAAGAAGGGUUGCACCACACGCAAUUGUGAUGCCUGCAUCCUUCGCUGGAGGCAGUUGGAGACACAGAACGCCCCUCAGGUUCCGGGAAACCGAAACUGGGAGAACCCGCAGUAAAGGGUGAGGGAUCUCCCAAUAUUGCAGACGUCCCUUUGCUUAACAACAUACCCGCCUUCAGAAAGGCGGAUUCUAUCAUCAUAAACACAGACAACAAUGACAACCGGCCAUAUGCUUCAAUUUCUGUAUUAGGACGUGAGCUACGAGGACUCCUAGAUAGUGGUGCAACUUGCAGUCUUAUUGGAGGACCACUCUCCAAAAUUGCCGACGAACUCGGGUUGCGUAAAUUUCCAGUUGUAGGAGAAGUGAAAACAGCAGAUAAUUCACCACAUGCAGUCUCGUUCUACUCACACGUGCCGAUCGCGUAUAACAACAAUAACCGUACGUUGCCAAUGCUUUUCGUCGAAUCUAUGCCGCCCAUACUGAUUUUGGGAAUGGAUUUCUGGGAGAAGUUUGGGAUAAAACCGGUUAUCUGCGGAAUCACGAGUGACUGGAGUUCAAAAGAAUCGAUAGUAGAAACUUUAACAAACCAUCAACAAGAGGAGUUACAGACAGCAAUCCAGGCUUUUCCAACAUCAGGGAACCAAGGUCAGCUAGGCAGAACGAGCCUUUAUCACCACAAAAUCGACACCGGCGAUGCUGCUCCGUUCAAGCAAAAAUACUACCCCAUGUCAAAGUUUGUCCUAGAUGAUCUAAAUAAAGAAGUAGACAGAAUGUUGCAGCUGGGAGUAAUCGAAGAGGCACUGUGUUGCCCGUGGAAUAAUGCCACAGUGGCAGUUAAGAAGAAGGACGGGGCCAUGCGGUUAUGCUUGGACGCCAGAAGGUUAAAUUCGGUACUAGUCCAGGAAGCGUACCCCAUUCCACAAAUCGCUUCUAUCGUCAACAACCUAAGCGGAUCAAGGUUCCUUUCUUCGAUCGAUCUUGAAUCAGCAUUUUGGCAGAUACCUUUAGAAGAAGGAUCGAAGCAAAAGACGGCAUUCACAAUUCCUCAACGUGGUCAUUACCAAUUUACAGUUGUCCCUUUUGGACUGUCGACGGCCAGUCAGGCUCUAUCGCGCCUAAUGAACCAUUUGUUCAUAGAUCUAGAACCUAAAGUAUUCGUAUAUCUGGACGAUCUGGUACUGGCAACCGAAUCCUUUGAGGAACAUGUGGCACUAUUGCAGGAGAUCGCACGUAGAUUGAAGGCAGCGGGUUUGACCAUCAAUUCCGAAAAAUCUGUGUUUUGUCGGAAAAGUUUGAAGUAUUUGGGCUACAUACUGGACGCAACCGGCUGGCACGUGGAUGACGAGAAAGUAGCGGCGAUCAGCAAGUUCCCGACGCCAACCACAAAAAAGGAAGUGCAGAGAUUCAUCGGGAUGUGCGGUUGGUAUAGAAGAUUCAUCAAGGACUUCUCUAAAACUGCGGCAGCUCUUACGGAGUUGACGAAGGCCAAAGUUAAAUUCAAAUGGACGGAUCAAUGUGAAAAGGCCUUUCAAACUCUGAAAUCACAUCUUCUAUCUGCUCCUAUUCUGGCUACGCCGGAUUACACAAAGCCAUUCGCAGUUGCUUGUGACGCCUCAGAUGUCGCUAUAGGAGGAGUAUUGACCCAUUAACGCCUCGUAGAACAAAACAAAACAAAAAUAGAUUUACGUCUGCUUCUCGAUCUCUCAGCCCGCUUCUCCGCUUCCUCAUCCUUCCACACUCCAGUAGUGAUUUGGGUUCGAACUUGGGAUCCGAAGAUACUGAAAUAUAUUUACUUCUCAAUCUACUGCUACUGCUCCACGAUGCCACAGCUGUACCGAUGUAGUGCGUUGAAAUUAUCCCCAAUAUAAAGAAUGCUUGGAAAACAGCUUCAGUUCGAACACCCAAAACUUGUUUUCAAAAAGAUAUUCCGUUGAAUGUAGAGCAUUUCAUUUUUUUUUUUCGAUCUGUAGCAUAUAAUUUUCUCUUCCUCUUUCCAAUAAUCUUAUGAUCCGCGGAUCCGCCAAACCAUCCACCUAUUCGGCGAGACGAACCAGCCAAAGGCUGAAAGUCUCUGAAAUAAAGACAACAUAAAAAGACCUAUUCAGCAUUAGCCUAGGCAUCAGCGCACAUUUUCCUACGAAAUCAUAAUUAGUCAUUUUUUGAUGACCAAGUUCCAUCAAACUCAGCUGCCGCAAAGUUUGCUUCUGAGCUCUUGGAUUGGUGACGAAAAAAUGAAGAAGCAAAUGAGAUGCACAAAUUUGUAAACAGAAGCAUAGAGGUAAUCACGUUCAAAUGUAUGCGUGCCUUUUUUGUAGAUGUAGUUGUGAAACUGCGAGAAAAAUAUUUGCACUCUUACCCCGGACGUUAGUUUUAUCAUUAUUUACCCGUUUUACCCAAUUCGAUUGGGUAAUAUUUGCAUAUGCAAUCUGAAUAGCCUUUCAAUCGGCGUGCACUUUUGUGUGAGGAAAAAUUUGCGCUAGUAUUCGUGUGUUGAAAUGUCACUUAUCUCUAUAGGUCCUGUAAAAGAGAGACAACAUGUGCUGUGAAAUGCAUAACAUAUCUCCCAUCUUCCUUGCUCUUAGCAUUUAAAGAGCAGUUGGGAAGCAUUCUGAAUGCUUCCGAACGAAAACACCUCAAGCAGUUGAAAUGCUAAUUUACAGCCUAAAGCUUUUGAGCAGCACUGCUUAUGCUAUUUCAAGGCAGUUAGGCAUUCGAACUGCUUAUGUAGGGCAGCAAGCAUCUCAAAUGCAUAAUACGGGCUGCUGUACGGCUUAUUUAAAUGCUUAGUGGUUACCUGGGUAGCUAAUCUUUAGUGUACUGCAAUAUCGUAAGCUCACAAAAUAGACUUAAUAGCGUUCUUCUUCUCCACUUGUUUUCGAAAUUUUAAGGAAAUAUCGUGAAACUACCAGACGGUAGUGGGACCCAGGAAAUACUGGGGCUAUAAAACCGGUAACAUAGCACAAUGUCCGAAAGUUUUUUUUUGAUUUUUAUUUCUGUGUUCAAUGUCGGAAAGCAAACGAACGUCGAGAUGCAACAUACGUGAUUGCUUAAUGAGUAUUUAACUUGAACUUUAUGAAUUAAGAGUGGCAUAUGAGAACCAUUCAUAAAAUACAUAAAAAUACUAAAGAACGAAAAAUAAGUCUACCGUUGUACUAAUCUAAAAUUUAUUAAAAAAUCCGUUUAAAUGUUAUUGCGGGAGAGGGUCUGUGUAACAUAACAUUUGAACGACCCUCUAUUUUGAGAUGGAGUGAUUUGCUUUGGCAAUACAGGGGCCAAUGAUCAUGUACAUAAGAGUUUAUAGAGGAGGGUUUGGAUAAACAUUUCUUAUGCAGUAUACUAAAAAUAUCAUGUUUUUUCAAUCAAUCUUCCAAUGCGCCCCUCCCUCAUUGUAACUCUCCCUCCUCUCAUGGAAGUUGAAACUUUAAAUGAGGAUGGUUGUGGUAUCUAAAAAUGAUGAUGAUGAUGAUGAUGAUAUUGUUCUACCAUCUAUUGUAGCAAGGCAGCUGCCUAUAGCACUGGAAUAAUCUGAAAAGCGAUUUGAUCAAGAUUGUGCUGUGGUGGUCAGUCAUUCUCCUGUAUGAAGGGCCAAAAAAGGGUUGUGCGAACCCGCAAGCAGAGACACUUGCGCGAAACCCGCGUCAGGGGAAAAGAAUCUCCUUCCAGAAGAAAGUUCUCACGAACAACUGCAAAAUCAAGCCCUCGAUUGACAGAAUACUCCCAAUAGAUGGGGUCGAAGAGCUCGCCCUCAAUCCACGAAAUGUUAUUGUCCAUCCGGUUGGAAUCAAGACCGACAUUCAAUCAAAAAUUGCCAUUUUCUUGGUCCACAAGUGUCGCAACUGUUUCGCAUCUAGUGCGCUGUGUUGCUGACAACAACGGAAAGGAUGCGCACUACUUUUGACAUGAUAAAAAAAACGUCGCGAGUUGGGUCGCGUCGCGACUUGAUUGUGCGAAGUCCGGUUUGGUGGCGGCCCGACAAUAACAACAAGGAGGAGGCAGUUCCAAGCUCCUGUCCAAAUCGUUUCAAUCGGGUGCCCUGAUGGUCCCUCCCUUUCCCAAUAUAUGAUGAGAUAUGUAUAUGUAAUGUAUGUCAGUGUGUGUUGUGUAUGUUUUGUUAUACAUUUGUUUAAAAAACAAUCAUAAUCAUAAUUAAUAAGCAUUUAUAAACAAAACAUUUACCUGAUUACUCCUGAAAUAAAAUGUGGAUUAGCAACAAAACAUUGAAAAAAGCACAUCAAAUCUCGAUCCUGUAAUGUCUGCUCACCACUGAUCGGCCACUUUAGGCAUGAAAACAUUAACAAGAUCGAAAUUUGAUGUGGUGGUAGAUCUUACGCCGCAACGCACCAUUCUAAGGUGAUCUACCCACGUUACGAGGUGGAUGAUUGUGGUAUCUAAAAAUAGUGAUAAAACAUACAAACGUUAUUUUAUCAAAUUUCAACCAUUUUUUCGGUUGGCUAAUUUUUAGGUGGAUUAAUCAUUUUUUUAAUAUUACCUAAGUUUUUAUUCGUCAUGGUUACAUUGUAUUUUUUAAGUAGGUUUACAAGAUAUGAUCAAUAAAAUUAAACUAUAUUCUCAGAUAGGCGAUUUCGAAUACUUGGCCCAUUCUCACCCCCUCUAAGGGGUGAGAUUGGGUCAAUUCUCAAUCAUUUGUAGUUUAGUAAGCAAUUCAUAUAAUGUGAUACUUAUAUGUAUGAAAAAAAAGUUAUGUGUGUUACCGACAAUGUCGUUAACAAUGAAGGGCCAAUUUUGAGUACUAUUUCUUUUGCUUAAAUGUUUAAAAUUUCGAUAAAAAUUAUUAAAUUAAAUAUAUUUUUUUGAUAUAAUAUAUAAUAGUAAAAAUAAUCCAAAAUCAUGAAAAGUAUUAAAAUCUGUUAGUAAAAGUAAAAUUUAAAUAUCGUUGUUUGGUCUACACAUAUAUUGUUAGUACCGUAAUCCGGGGUCAAAUUGAUCACUUUAAAACAACUUUUGCGGAUAACAUUAGUGGGAUUCCAAAUAUUGCCAAGAGAAUUUCUGUAAAACCAGUACCCAGUGGACCUCCAUGAAACCACGUGACAGAAUUUUGUUCGACAAAUUUAAACUUUAAGUUAAAUAACUCCAAAUAUCAUUAAAUUGAAAUUGAAACUUUGGGGCGAAAUUGAUCAGUAUACAAUUAAGCAUCGGUUGGAAAGGAAAAUUUCCUUGUCCGCUUAAUUUUGCCCUUCUAAAACCGAAUGACGCGUUUAAAAUCUUACAACUAGUGAAUUUAUUACUUUAAAUGCAAAAUUAAAUUUUGAUAUUUCCCUUUAAACGCCUACAGGUAGGUAAUUUCAUAUGAAAUAAGUGAUUUUUUUUUAACUAUUUCAUGUUCUUAUUAGCUACAUAACUUGCCAAUCAAGGCUCCACAAAAAUGUUAAAACAGAGAAUUUACUGGAAGUCCUAUUACACUAGUUUACAGCAUUUUUGAACUCGGUAAGCUGAUGAUCAUUUUUGGUGUAGAAUCAUGCCCUGAGUUCGAAAACGCAAAAGAAAAAAAUUACAAUAGAGCGGAAAUUUUUUCGACUUUCCAUACAAGGGUGAUUAUUUCAAAUCGAUUUUUGUUCUAUUUUUAAGCAAAGUCGCUCACUUCAAACAUUUCAUUCUCCGUAAUCAAUGCUCCGAUUGAGCUGAAAUUUUUACUGUAACUCGCCUACACAUGAUAUGUCAAGUAAACGUCGAAAAAGAAUUUUUAAAUAGGGUUUUUCUUAUUGAAAAAAAAAAAUCAUUACUUCAAAAAAAAUUGGGAAUUUUGCUAAAAUUUUAGGAGAUCGUCCCUAAAAUUCGCCAAUAUCUUGAAAUUCAUCAAUCUGACGCAAAACCUGUAUACAGAUGAUCGAAUGGUAUUGUAUUCAGCUUUUAAUUUAUGGAAUGAGAUUUAAAAUUGGUUGAACAAAUCGCAACAUAUAUGAAUUUUAGUAAAUUACAUAUUUUGAAGAGUUGUAAAAGUCGAUAUUGAGCUAAAACUCAAAAACUGUUCUACUUAAAAAAUUUUGAAGGUCGGUUUCGAAAUCAGCGCUAAAUUGUGCUUCAAAAAUUUUGGUCGUUGACAGAAGUUCACGAUUUUCGUUUUAUUUUGUAAACUAGUGUUAGCAAUCGAUUGUUUAGUAGCCAUGAUUUCAGCUAUAUGAGUAAUACAUUGCAAAUUCCUAAAAAAUAAGGUAAAACCAACAUUAAAAAAAAAAAUAAAACUCUACACUCAUCUCUGGACAUCUACGAACCAGAUAACGUAAAAAGUUUAAGAUCAUUACGACGUUUAAGAGUUCCUAGUAUGGAAUUACAAUGUAGUACCCGAAUGAUCAAUUUCACCCCGCUGAUCAAUUUGACCCCGGUUUACAGUACUUAAAUCUAAAAAAACACUUGAGAACCUCUGCGAUAAUCAAAAAAAAAAGUCAAAUCUGUUAUUCUAUAUGCCCCUUGCACAAAAAUGCUUAGAAAAGAGAACAAAACUGAAAUGUAACAACGCCAAAUCCGGAAGAAUGAUUAGAGUAAAGAAAAAGUGGAGCGGGAGGAAGCAAAGAGGAUUUCGGAGAAGAUUUGGAGAGGAAGAGGAGAUAGGGAGAAGAUGAGAGUUGGAGAAGAUCAUUAAAGUCCGGGAUGAGGAAAGAACCGCAUGUUUUUUUCGAAGUGGAAGGAUUCGAGAGCUGUUCGGGAAAACCGGGUGAACAAAUAGAGGAUAGUUUGUCCUACAGUCGGAAAAAGUGAAUUUUGGAGCAAAUGUCCGGAUUAAAGUGCCUCCGCCAGUCCAUAUAGAGGUACCGUCACUUCAAAGUGUCAACGUGUGUUGUAGGUGCUUUCAAGACCCCACAGAAACGAAAAAGCUUACCGAACAACCCCCCCCCCCCCUGUCAAAAAGGGUCAACCAUCCAGUGCCAUAGGUCGUUAAUUUCGGCCCUGCGACCAACGUGAAAGUUUACCUCCGUGCAUCAUGAAACCACGGUGUACAUCUCGAAGAAGCCGCUGGGCACCGCAAAGAUUCCCGGCCAACGGUCCCCUGAAUUCGACCGCCGAUGUGGAACCCAGCGGACUCUCCGUCAGCAAGCUACAUCCAUCUCUCUCUGCGCUCUCCGCAGCCGGUAAUCAUCCCCACGACGCCGAGCACGUGCACCAGCAUCAGGUAGGCAGUCAGCUCCUCCUUUCUUCCCCCGCAACAACAACGGGCCCCAACGAACACAAUUUUGUAAACUAACCCACACAAUUAUAGAAUAUAGUAGUAGUAUAGUUAAAAUGUACGGGGCCCGUGACGUAGUUGGUCACACGUUUGCUUCAUACGCGGAUGGUCAUGGGUUUGAUUCCCAGCCCCGGCACUUGCAAUUUUUCGUCAUAUGCUUUUCCCCCGAGAGCAACUGACACUGACCCUCUUCUGAGCCCCAUGGCUCAAACGGACCCGGAUACCUGGACAUCGGCAAACUGCUACUCAUAAUGGACCCCCAAUCGGACUGGAAAGGAACAACGGCCAUCCAUCAUCAUCCUUGUACUCAUCAUUCUACGGUAUAAAGCAGAAAGUGAAAGCAGCAGAAAGGCAACCAGUUCGAUAAAGUGGAAUAGAAUCUAGACGCUGUACAAAAUGUAAGUGCAGCUGUCAAUUGAAAUUGCUCACGUAGUGCCCUAGUGGACAAUAGAGCUGUAAAUUAGGUUAAGUGAUUAA
Molecule: messenger RNA, 20361 nt
Organism: Aedes albopictus (Asian tiger mosquito)
Lineage: Eukaryota; Metazoa; Arthropoda; Insecta; Diptera; Culicidae
Exons: 1
Coding region: 10614-12821 (735 amino acids)
Molecular function (GO): zinc ion binding; nucleic acid binding
Source: RefSeq, a predicted model, not a curated record